GGCGGCGGCGGCGGCGGCGGCGGCGGAGUGGGGAGGCGGCGGCCUGGCUCGGCCUGGCCUGGCCUGUCAGGGCGCGGGCGGCGGCGGCUCCAGCACCAUGUCCCUGCAAUACGCGGCGGAGGAGACGCCCCUCGCCGGCAGUUUUGGCGCGGCGGACUCGUUCCCAAAGGACUUCGGCUACGGCGUGGAGGAGGAGGAAGAGGAGGCGGCAGCCGCGGGCGGCGGGGUUGGGGCGGGGGCCGGCGGAGGCUGUGGCCCGGGUGGCGCUGACAGCUCCAAGCCGAGGAUUCUGCUCAUGGGGCUCCGGCGCAGUGGCAAGUCCUCCAUCCAGAAGGUGGUGUUUCAUAAAAUGUCACCCAAUGAGACCCUCUUUUUGGAAAGUACCAACAAGAUUUACAAAGAUGACAUUUCUAAUAGCUCCUUUGUGAAUUUCCAAAUAUGGGAUUUUCCUGGGCAAAUGGACUUUUUUGACCCAACUUUUGACUACGAGAUGAUCUUCAGGGGAACAGGAGCAUUGAUAUAUGUCAUUGAUGCACAGGAUGACUACAUGGAGGCUUUAACAAGACUUCACAUUACUGUUUCUAAAGCCUACAAAGUUAACCCAGACAUGAAUUUUGAGGUUUUUAUUCACAAAGUUGAUGGUCUGUCUGAUGAUCACAAAAUAGAAACACAGAGAGACAUUCAUCAAAGGGCCAAUGAUGACCUUGCAGAUGCUGGGCUAGAAAAACUCCACCUUAGGCAGUUUUGGGAGCUUGAUGUUAUUGAGAAGUUCCUUUACCCGCUUUCUGCAUUUUCCCAGAGAUUGAAGUCACGUGAAGUGUGUUUCUGUAGCUUUUAUUUGACUAGUAUCUAUGACCAUUCAAUAUUUGAAGCCUUUAGUAAGGUGGUGCAGAAACUUAUCCCACAACUACCGACCUUGGAAAACCUAUUAAAUAUCUUUAUAUCAAAUUCAGGUAUUGAAAAAGCUUUUCUCUUCGAUGUUGUCAGCAAAAUCUACAUUGCAACAGACAGUUCUCCUGUGGAUAUGCAGUCGUAUGAGCUUUGCUGUGACAUGAUCGAUGUUGUAAUUGAUGUGUCUUGUAUAUAUGGGUUAAAAGAAGAUGGAAGUGGAAGUGCUUAUGACAAAGAGUCUAUGGCUAUCAUCAAGCUGAAUAACACAACUGUCCUGUAUUUAAAGGAGGUGACUAAAUUUUUGGCACUGGUCUGCAUCCUUAGGGAAGAAAGUUUUGAACGAAAAGGUUUAAUAGACUACAAUUUCCAUUGUUUCCGAAAAGCUAUUCAUGAGGUUUUUGAGGUGGGUGUGACGUCUCACAGGAGCUGUGGCCACCAGACCAGUGCCCCCAGCCUGAAAGCAUUGACACACAAUGGCACACCGCGAAAUGCCAUCUAGCCUGAAUGCCAGUGGUUGGGGCUCUGUGCCAGCUUAUUCUUCACUCCAGGGUCAGAUGCCACGUGCUACAGGACAUGAGAGUUGCCGUUUGUGGGAAUCUGAUGCCUGUCCCACUAGAGACAAGGGGUAGAGUUUCUCAUUUGGAUGAAAACCCCUUCAGCCAGUGGUGUGCAACUGAAGCCACUAUUUCUUUUUUUUAAAAAAAGGCAAAAUAUUCUAGAGACCACAGAACUGAAGUGUCUUUCUCCUCUUGGGUAUCCUACUUUAAGUAGUUGGGAUAUUUUGGACCUGGAGAUAACACCACUUACCCAUCCUUACCAGAGAAUGUUGCCAUCAAUUACCAGUUGAAAAUAAUAGAAAGAACUGUGUUUUUAUAUGCUUCGCUUAGAUUUUCAUUUGAGUAGUUUCUAAAAAUCCUGCCUUGCUUAAGUUCUAACACUGCCUCUCAGAUUUCAGUUUUGGACCUUGCACACCUCAGACCUUCUAAACGCAUUUGCUUGCUAACUCAGAAGACACAUGGUCUGACUGCAGCAAAGGACAUUCCUGUAUUUGUUUCUGAAGCAGUGAGAAAAUUUUAUGCUGCAUCAAGUUAAGAGCAAGGCUCAACAGUGGCUGCUGCAUUAGUUCCCUUGGAAGUGUUGAACAAACUUUAAAACAGAAGAGAAUUUUUGCACCUGUGUUUUGGUACCAGCUAUCCGGGUUCUUUCUCCUACAUUAAUAAAUGAUUCUGAUCACUGUAACAAAGGGAAUUAAAAAAAAAUUGUUUUACCCACAAUCUCUUCCUUUUGGGAGAGAAACUCAUUAUGUCAUUGAAUUAUUUAGCUCACUUUUCUUUAAACUUGAUACCAGCCCCACAUACCUUUUAUUCUGAGCUGUUGAGAGUCUUUAAGAAUUGCUGUUUUGUUGACCCUGAAUGACCGUAAGGCGCUGGUGGACUGUCCACUGGGAGUUCAAGAGAGCACGUGGCACCGCGAUGUGUGUCGUUAAAUGUGCUUCGUCUCCAGUAUUCUGAUGCCAAGUGUCAACUGUGGUACUUUCUUCACUUGGAUAUUAAUUCAUAAUUGUUUCUUUUUGUUGAAGGUUGAUACCCUUUCCAUUGACUUAAACUUCCAUGUUAUUUUUACUCCACGUGCCCAGUAGUCAUAUAUUCCAAAUUUACUGGACCACUUGAGUACAUAAGUGCCACUGUUUAAUGAAAUAUGUAUAUUCAGGUCUGUAAACCUAACUGUGGCUUGGAGUGCUUCCUGCAGACGAUUCUGACUGUUGAGUAUUUACAUGGACCAUGGUGAUAUCCAAAAGAAAAAUGCUUUUAUAUUUAUAGAUUAUUUCAUUGAACUAUAUAAAAUGGGUAUCAAUAAAUGUAUUUACUCCAGAAUCAGUUUUUUAUUUGCUUAAGAUGUAGAAGGUUGGGGUGAUGGAACGUUGGCUCUUCCCACUCUGUCAUUUUAUUAUCCGUUUCUUCUUUGGCUGUCUCAUGUGGUUAAAAUGCCUUACGUUUCAGGACUUCAGGUUCUGUCCUGUUGCAAGAAUUUCGUGCCUUGUGUCCAGGAUCUCUCCUGGCCCAUUUCUGUUUGGGGUAGGAGGUUUAGGCCCAGGUAAAAAUGGUGUUUCAUACCAACAGAUCUCACUCAUGGUGUGGAGUAUCCAGGGCCUGGCAUAAUUGAUGUAUGAUGUCCAAACCAGGUAGUGGGUAAGGGGAUGGAUGAGGAGAACACAGAAUACAAAAUUUGUACCGAUUCCAGAUUGGUUUUCAUGUCUUUCAGUUUCUGAGAUGCUCAUUAUUGACUCUUAAAUGUCAGUUCUGCUUAUAUGGUUAGGUUGGGUCUCGAUUGCUUGAAAUAAAGUAUACAUUAGUUUAUAGAAAGGAGGGAGGUAGAUAGAGGUUGAAAGAUCUUUAAUUUCAUGAUUGGAUUACUUUAAUUUGAAAACAAAUGUAAAUCACAAAAACAUUUUAAAAAAAGUUUAAAUUACUAUCUAAUCCUGUAUCCUUUAUGAAAUUAUGGGGACUGAAGUCCAGAGGGGUAAAGAGUCUUGUCUAGUGUCAUAGAUGGGAUGAACAUGUAACUUAAACUCCAAAUCAGGAUCCUGUUGAGAGUGGAAGGGAUGCCAUUAAUGAUUAUGCCAGAGCAGUGGGUGUAAACUGUACUGUUCUGGGUAAAGCAGGUGGUGACCCAGUCAUAGCUCUAGUGAGUGGUGAAGCAGGGGCCUUUGCUGCAGACCUGGCAGCCCAGUGCUGUCUGCCUUCAUCUCCAGCCUCAGGCUCCCAUUGGCUCAAUGGAGAUGAUGCCUCAAGGUGAGUGUACCAUGGCCAUAGGUGCCCAAGAAAUACUUUUUCCUAGUACUGUGGGAAGCUGUAAAUUCAGGGAGUGAUUAAGGAGAACAGGUGAAAAAUGAUGAAGUAGAAAUAAAGUGAAUGAGGAAACAAUUCAGGAAAAAGGAAACAGAAAAAUCGGAAAACUGUCAAGAAGGGUUGCCUGAAAUGUUUUGCAUCUCGAUGGAUGUUUAUCUGCACCAGGCUACGCCAGAGAGCUGGGCGAGAUGGUGAAAUAAAACCUUUAAAAUCUUUUGCAGCAGGGUGUUUGAGCUCUUUCACAUUCCACUACUUCUCCU
Molecule: messenger RNA, 4000 nt
Organism: Hippopotamus amphibius kiboko
Lineage: Eukaryota; Metazoa; Chordata; Mammalia; Artiodactyla; Hippopotamidae
Gene: RRAGC
Product: Ras related GTP binding C
Exons: 8
Coding region: 98-1390 (430 amino acids)
Biological process (GO): regulation of autophagy; cellular response to starvation; cellular response to amino acid stimulus
Cellular component (GO): Gtr1-Gtr2 GTPase complex; nucleus; lysosome
Molecular function (GO): GTP binding; GTPase activity
Source: RefSeq, a predicted model, not a curated record